AGAAGUUACAAACAAAGGAAUUUACCACUCUCCCCCUUCAAUUCCAUCCGCCUCAUCUUUCACUGUAGAUUUCCAUGUGUCCGUCUGCUAAUAAUUCACAAUAUAUCUCCAUUUAUACGUGUAUAUAUCAUUUCCCGAGCUAGAACAUUUACCUUUUCUUUGAAUUCUCUGGAAUUGAAUUUCUCUUCAAACAUUAAUUAAUUCUUUUUGCCCGGGCUAUAAUGAUCAAUUCUCGAGCUAAAAGACCCCUCUCUUUUUUCUUUUUCUUUUUUUUUUGUGAAAAUAGCCAAUGUUUUCUAAAUAAAGGUAAUCUUGAAGGGUAUUGGGCAACUGAGUAGGUGAGAAUUCUUGCGAUUGGGUAAUAAAAUCUCUAUUUUUUGGUCCAGAAAUAGCAUUUAUCUGAGUUUUUAGACAAAAGGGUCUCUAAAUCCAAUAAUCUAUAUUUUUUUGCAUGAAGAUGAUCUUUAUGGGUUUUGUCAACUGGGUCUCUGAGAAUUUUAGCUGAUAAGAAAAAGGAAAAGAAAUAAAUAAAUAAUGUCACCGGUUCCAAUAGAGACUACAAUGGCCGAAACGACGUCAUGUUCUGAAGGUUCAAAUCGUUUUGGAGGUCUGAGAGGGGUGCAGUGGCGCAUGGAUUUAGGGGUUUUACCACCUUCUUCUUCAUCUAUUGAAGAUCUUCGCCGACAGACGGCCAAUUCUCGAAGAAGGUAUGCUGCUUUGAGGCGACAGCUUCUAGUUGAUCCUCAUGUUCCCAAGGAUGGAAGUAAUUCUCCAGAUCUUGUCAUGGACAAUCCACUGUCACAAAAUCCAGAUAGCAUGUGGGGUCGUUUCUUCAAAAAUGCUGAACUGGAGAGAAUGUUGGACCAAGAUUUGACACGUUUAUAUCCUGAACCGGGUAGUUAUUUCCAGAAACCUGGAUGCCAAGGCAUUUUAAGGCGAGUUUUACUACUUUGGUGCCUUAGACAUCCAGAAUAUGGGUACAGAGAAGGGAUGCAUGAACUCUUGGCCCCACUGUUGUAUGUUCUACAUGUUGAUGUUGAGCGUCUUUCAGAAGUGAGAAAACUUUAUGAAGACCACUUCAUUGACAAAUUUGACAGUUUCUCAUUUCAUGAAAAUGACUCGACAUAUAAGUUUGAUUUUAAGAAAUUCUCGGAUUCUGCCAAAGAUGGGAAUGGAUUGGGAAAGGGUUCUGUGAAGUUUAGCAGUCUCGGUGAACUUGAUCCCCAGAUACAAGCAAUUGUUUUACUUAGUGAUGCCUAUGGGGCAGAAGGUGAACUUGGUAUUGUUAUAUCAAAGAAAUUUAUGGAACAUGAUGCGUAUUCUAUGUUCGAUGCUUUGAUGAGUGGGGCAGGUGGGGCCAUUGCCAUGGCAGAAUUUUUCUCUCCAUCUCCGUUCAGGAAUUCACAUGUUGGGUUCCCCCCUGUAAUUGAAGCUUCUGCCGCACUCUAUCAUUUGCUUUCCAUUGUUGAUUCAUCUCUUCAUGGCCACCUUGUUGAACUAGGAGUUGAACCGCAGUAUUUUGCACUUCGCUGGCUACGGGUCCUAUUUGGGCGUGAAUUUUCACUUGAUGACCUUUUAAUUAUUUGGGACAAAAUUUUUUCGUAUGAUAAUACCAAAGUCAACAAACCUGCCGAUAAUGUUUCCGAUUCCACAUUUGCAGCCCUCAGUUCUCAUAGAGGGGCAUUCAUUUCUGCUUUUGCAGUUUCAAUUAUACUUCAUUUGAGAUCUCAAGUGCUUGCAACAGAGAAUGCUACUGCCUGUCUUCAAAGAUUGUUGAAUUUUCCCGAUGAUAUAGAUCUUGUUAAGCUGCUAGUGAAGGCAAAGUCCUUGCAGGCUCUGGCGAUAGAUGCAAACAACUCAACUUCCCCAAUGAUUUAUCCUGGGUUUUAUUACAGAAGUAAGUCAGUUAGUACUAGGGGCCAUAGCCUUUCGUUAGAUUUAACUUCUCCAAGAACUCCCCCAAAUGUGGUCCCCGAUAGCUACUGGGAAGAGAAGUGGAGAGAUUUGCACAAGGAAGGAGAGCACGAGGAAGGUGUUGUCGAAAAACUUCAUAAGAGCAGAAAAGGUUGGUCAGAGAGAGUAAGAUUGCGACUGUCUAGAACAGAAUCAGACCAAUCUUCAUCUAAGGUUGGUAAAAUACAGAAAGACCAAAAGUCAUCUGUUAGAAGAACUUUGUUGAAAGAUCUGGCCAGUCAGCUCAGAUCAGAUGAAGACACAGAAAAGACGGUGUGUGAUGGAGAUAUAGGCCAUCAGGAUCCAGUUGAGGUCAACGGGCAAGAAAUUACUGAUAAGAAUUUCGGUAGCAUGUCCGAGCCAAGAUAUUUGAGUGGAAAUGCAGAGAGUGAAGAGAAUUCUCCAAAUUUCUCAGAUUCUUCUAGUCCUAUUAAUGGGUCUAAUUGUCAUCAGAACGACUCGGGCAAAAGUAGCAUAGCGUCAAAUUUAUCCAUUGAUGAAAAUGAUCCCAGUCCAUGUGGGACUACCCCAGAAUGCUCCACUCUUCCCAUCUCAGAUUCACCUGAUGAACUGUCUUUAAAAUGUGCACAGAAUGACAAUUCUUUAGGUAAAUCAACCAUGGGCAUGAAGGAGCGAAAGUUUCUAUCAGGGAAAUUUCAAUGGUUAUGGAAGUUCGGACGGAAUGCGAGUGAGGGAACAUCUGAAAAGGUAGGUGUUUCUGAAGAUGCAAAAGCUUGCAUCGGAGGAAGUGUUCAGAACAUUGUAGUUGGCUCUUCGACAGCCGAUGGAUGUGAUAGCUCUUCGAGAAUCAGCGAAGAGACAGUUGAGCAAAACUUGAUGGGUAGCUUCAGAAAUCUUGGGCAAUCCAUGCUUCAAAACAUCCAGGUUAUCGAGGCUGUUUUUCAGCUGGAUCGAGGUCACACAGUACCCUUGGAGAACAGCUCGAAAAAUGGUUUUGUUGGGCAAGGACAAUUUACAGCCUUGGCAGCCCUUGAAGAGCUUAGAAAAAUCAGCAAUCUUUUAUCAGAGAUGUGAUGAGGAAGUAUUUGUUUUAGUUAUUUUGUAGUUAUUUCUAUCUCGAGUGGCAGAAUCAAUGGUCUUCCUUCGGCUUUGAUAUCCUUUUUCUUUUCCCUUAUUUGUUCCAAUUCUCCCUCCUCUCUCUCUCUCUCUCUCUCUCUCAUGUAGACAGACUUGUAAAUAUAAUCAUUACCUAUAAUUAUUCUUAUCCAUAAUAAAGUCAUCUCCAUCAUUUGUAA
Messenger RNA from Olea europaea var. sylvestris, 3209 nucleotides. RefSeq lists its product as uncharacterized. Gene Ontology annotation, molecular function: GTPase activator activity. The record is from RefSeq and is a predicted model, not a curated record. Lineage: Eukaryota; Viridiplantae; Streptophyta; Magnoliopsida; Lamiales; Oleaceae. Bases 535 to 2988 code for a protein of 817 amino acids. Gene Ontology annotation, biological process: activation of GTPase activity. The transcript is spliced from 5 exons.